Messenger RNA from Melampsora larici-populina 98AG31, 489 nucleotides. RefSeq lists its product as uncharacterized. The record is from RefSeq and is a predicted model, not a curated record. NCBI's taxonomy places the organism in Eukaryota, Fungi, Basidiomycota, Pucciniomycetes, Pucciniales, Melampsoraceae. Bases 1 to 489 code for a protein of 162 amino acids. The transcript is spliced from 2 exons.
AUGGGGCAGAAGGGACGAGUCAUCAAGGGUCCACUAGGUCCAAAACCAAAGAGACAGAGAGCGCCUGGGGCACCCAAAGGUUCAUCUCAGGCUGAUGCUGAGCUUACGGCAGUGGAAUUUCAAUCUGCGCUGGCAAACGCCGAAGAAUUGAACAGAGCGCUCGCCAAAGUUCAGAACCAGCAAGAUAAUCAAAAUUAUCCAUAUGCGGACCAACAAGGUCAUCUACAUAGUCCACCCUCCAAUGCUGACAUGAAUGGACCCAAACCAAAUAUUGGCUACAAGUCAUCAUCAUCCGUUUCAUCUCAAUCGGUUAUGGUGGACGCUCCUACGCCUCAAUCAACAGGAUUACCUAUGUCUUUUGGAGAGUAUAUCAGGGGUGCAUAUUACAAAUCUAAGCAGCUAAAGGAACACAUUAGGUGGAAGAAAGUACUUGGACCAAUGUUUGCUACUUAUAUGUCUCAAUCAGACGCGAUUGGUGGACUUGGUUGA